UUGCAUUUCCCUUCAAGUAAUUGAAAACGCUACAACAUGGAUUCCACCAAAAUCUCAUCUCUCCUUCUCAUUUGCAUGCUUUUCAUUUCCUCUGCCACUCCAAUUCUCGGUUGUGCUUCAUGUCGCCAUGCACAUCCCAAGCCUAAAACCCCAAUCCAUUUGCCACCUGUUAAAGUCCCUCCGGUCACUGUUCCUCCCAUUGUAAAACCACCGGUUACACUCCCUCCCGUCGUCAAGCCACCAAUUACAGUUCCCCCAGUGACUGUUCCUCCAGUGAAGCCACCAGUUGAACUCCCUCCAACUGUAAAGCCACCAGUUGAACUCCCUCCAACUGUAAAGCCACCAAUUAGCCUGCCUCCAGUGACUGUUCCUCCAAAGAUUGUGCCUCCAGUGACUGUGCCUCCAAAGAUUGUACCUCCAGUUGUAAAGCCACCAAUUAACCUGCCUCCGGUGGCUGUUCCUCCAAAGAUUGUGCCUCCAGUUGUAAAGCCACCAAUCAACCUGCCUCCGGUGGCUGUUCCUCCAAAGAUUGUGCCUCCAGUUGUAAAGCCACCAAUCAACCUGCCUCCGGUGGCUGUUCCUCCAAAGAUUGUGCCUCCAGUUGUAAAGCCACCAAUCAACCUGCCUCCGGUGGCUGUUCCUCCAAAGAUUGUGCCUCCAGUUGUGAAGCCACCAAUUAACGUCCCUCCAGUGACUAUCCCUCCAGUUGUAAAGCCACCGAUCAAGCUCCCUCCUGUGACAGUGCCACCAAGUGGAAAACCCUGCCCACCUCCACCAUCAACCAAGGCCACAUGCCCAAUCAACACACUGAAACUGGGUGCUUGUGUGGACCUGCUAGGAGGGGCGGUGCACAAUGGAGUUGGCGACCCAGUUGUGAAUACAUGCUGCCCAGUCCUUGCAGGGCUUGUUGAAGUCGAAGCUGCCGUCUGCUUGUGCACCACUCUCAAGCUCAAACUCCUCAAUCUCAAAAUUUAUGCACCAAUUGCUCUUCAGCUCCUCGUCACAUGUGGGAAAACUCCCCCUCCCGGUUACACUUGCUCUCUUUAAAUCCAGGUUGGGAGGUUCCUUAAACUUCCACUCUAUCAGUCGAAUUGGAAAUCUCUGCAGCCUAAGCUGUAUUUGCAAUACCAAUUCUUUCUACUUAAUUAUUCCAAGUGUGCUUAUUUCUUAAACAUUGUUAUUUCCUAUCAGUAUCUGUCAAAUUGUGAAUUGUAAUUUUAUAUUCAAGUUAAAUAUUUUAGCUCAUUGUUGAAAGACAAUGGGUGGUUGUAAGGUUCAAGGAAGAGGGGACCAAUUUUAAAGCUAUGGCGCAUGAAACUUGUUUGUCUCUA
This is a messenger RNA of Hibiscus syriacus, 1331 nucleotides long. RefSeq names its product repetitive proline-rich cell wall protein 1-like. The transcript has 2 exons. The coding region runs from base 37 to 1047 and encodes 336 amino acids. NCBI's taxonomy places the organism in Eukaryota, Viridiplantae, Streptophyta, Magnoliopsida, Malvales, Malvaceae. The record is from RefSeq and is a predicted model, not a curated record.